Cinara cedri is the source of this 839-nucleotide messenger RNA. Lineage: Eukaryota; Metazoa; Arthropoda; Insecta; Hemiptera; Aphididae. The record is from the annotation of a GenBank genome assembly.
AUGAAGGUACUAAAUAACAUUAUAUUAACUGGCCGAACCAAAUAUGAACAAAAUGAUGCUACCACACUUAAAUCAUAUUUUGAGAGUUAUGAAACAGUUAUUUUGAUAUUAUUGAUGUAUAAAAUAUUAUCAAAAAUAAAUAUUGCAUCAAAAAUAUUACAGUCUCCUGAAGCUGAUAUUGGAAAGGCUGCAGAUUUGAUAAAAAGUACAUUGCAAAUUAUAGAAGCAAUUCGUAUGAAUAUUGAUAUUUUAAUUGAAGAAGCUAACAAUAAAGCAUUAAAAUGGAAUGUGACACCUCAAUUUUCAAAUAAACGAACAAUAAAAGUAAAACGUUUUUAUGAUGAGCUUUGUCAAGAUCAACGACUUUCACAAGGAUGUCAAUAUUUUAAAAUACAGGUGUUAUAUAGGUGUAUUGAUACUGUUGUUACACAAAUGCAAACACGAUAUGUUGGUCUUAAUGAAAUAAAUNUAAUCCAUCUGAGCUAGCAAGGCAAAUUGAAUCAUUUAAUAUUCUGUUUUCUUCAGAGCUUGAAUCCUGUAAUAGUGUUUUUGAUAUGACUAAAUUAUUGGUUAUUGAGAAUUAUAAUCUAAUUACUAGUUUUCCAGACCUAUUAACAACAUUUUAUUUAUUUCUUACAUUACCAGUAACAGUAGCCAGUGCAGAAAGGUUAUUUUCAAAGCUCAAAUUAAUUAAAAGCUACCUUAGAAAUACUAUGUCUCAAACACGUUUGAGUGGUCUCGCAAUGAUAUCAAUUGAAAAUGAACGCGCCAAAAAGUUGAACAUGUCAGCAUUGAUAAAGUCAUUUGCACAAGAUCGUAGCAGAAAAAAAUUAUUUUAA